GGUUGGUGAUGGAGAAUAUCAUAUGAAGAAGCUUUCUUCUGCGAGGAAGUCCUUACCUCCCUUUGCAAAUGGGUCCCUAGAAGUUUGUGAGCCCACCACGUUGCACCCCUCCUCUUAAGAUUCCGACGGCCCAGUCCUCGACAAUUACCCCAUCAUCACUCACAUGCCAUCUCUCCUCCUCCGUGCAUUCAUUUCCGUAGUUUGUCGUCACUCUGAAUCCCUCUUUGGUCGUUAUUCUUCCUCCAGCUGGGAUUGUUUCAGGACCGCUGGAGUGAGAAUCCUUGGUUUCGGUCUCUUUUGGAUCCCGGUUUGUUUUGCGGGGUUGCAGAGUGUGUUAGUGAGUGAGUGCCUGCGUGAGUGAGUAAGGGAGGAGGUGCACAGACUGUAACGAGAUUUGCAUUCAUGGCUGUCGCGCAAGCCAUGUCCUCCUUUGACGCCGCUUUACAGCGCAAUGCUGUGAAUGUGGUCGCACGGGAUCCCCAUUUGCAUUCUGGGAAUCCUGUGCAGAGUGUGCUGAGGUACGGGGCGAGAAUUCGUUCGAGCUCAGCUCGAAAUGGGCGGAUUAGCAAGGACUUUGGGGGUGGUUUUGUGGCUCGCGAGGAACGGGUUGGAUCAAUUCUGGUGCACAGGACGAGGACCCAGCUUGCACCGAAAGCUUUGAGUGAGGAUGCCACUCCAGAGUUCUCGAAGGGAGGGGACGAGGAGGCUUUGCCUACCAGCGAUUACAAGCGAUGGGACGCAGUCACGGCACGCGUUGCUGAAUCUGCAACGGUGGCAUUCCUGCUUCUGCAACUGCCCCAAAUUGUCCUCAACACGCAGAAUCUCAUGUCGGGGAACCUCGUUGCCCUCACUGCCAUACCCUGGAUGGGCCAGUUGACAGGACUUCUUGGAAACUUGUCGCUUCUCUCGUACUUCGCAGGAAAGAGAGAGCGGGGCGCAACAAUUGUGCAAGCUGUGGGUGUGGUUUCCACUGGGGUUGUGCUGUCGCAGCUGGCAAUUGGAAAGGCAAUGCCCUUCCCAAUUUAUGUUGCAACAGCUUCCGUGGUGAUUAUUGGCCUUCUUCUUAACUGGCUGAGCUACUUCAACAAGCUUAGCCCUAGCCUCUGGCAGCUAUGGGGCGAUGCCGUCACCGUCGGUGGGCUUACGGUGCUUCCGCAGGUCAUGUGGUCAACAUUUGUGCCAUUCAUUCCGGCCUCCAUCCUCCCAGGCACCGUUUUUGGCGCGCUUGCUUUGCUACUGGCCAUUCUGGCUCGGCUCAACAAGCUGCCACCAUCUGCUUUAAAAUUCUACACAGGACUCUCGGCAUGGACAGCAACUCUUCUCUUUAUGUGGGGUCCUGUAGCGCAGGCGUGGUCGAAUUAUUUGAAUCCUUCCAACAUCAAGGGCUUGUCAGUCCUCACCAUCUUGCUCGCCAUGGCCGGCAAUGGUCUGCUACUGCCACGUGCUCUAUUCACCCGCGACCUGAUGUGGUUCACAGGAUCGUCUUGGGGUACUCUGCUACAGGGUUGGGGAAUCCUUGUCACUAUGUUUGUGUUUCAAGUUAUCAAUGAGGUAUAUUUCUACGGAGUCAGCGCUGUACUUGCGGUUUGGCUAGGCUGGAUGUUUGUUAAUGAUGCCAAAGCUUACUCGCUGCGGUCUCCCGUCGCGCCAUUGAUUGAACUGGUCACUGGAAGUAGGUCUGCGUAAUGUAAAAUCGACAAGUGUCUUACUCCUUCUCACUGCUUAUGUCACAUAUCUUGUGUUAGCGGUAACCUGCCCAGGUAACUGUAAAAUAGCGAGAGCGUCGUGCAGGACGAAUAGGCUUGCUGAAACUUGCACAAAUCCUCGCUCUUUGAGCCAGCAGAGUGAUGUCUUCACUUUUAGUGUAUGCCUAGACCUGUUAAUCUCGACCAAAACUGUUUAUUCAUUAUUCUAGAAGUCAACUACGGAUGCAAUGUGAGGAAGACGAAGUUUUCUAGAAGCCAGAUUGUAUGGUUAAAAUUGAUGCUUCUGGAUAUCCUCUUUGGAAGGUCCACUUUUGUGCAUAUCAAGUUUAUUCUUUGCUA
Messenger RNA from Physcomitrium patens, 2045 nucleotides. Its product is annotated as maltose excess protein 1-like, chloroplastic. Lineage: Eukaryota; Viridiplantae; Streptophyta; Bryopsida; Funariales; Funariaceae. The record is from RefSeq and is a predicted model, not a curated record. Gene Ontology annotation, cellular component: chloroplast envelope. Gene Ontology annotation, molecular function: maltose transmembrane transporter activity.